This is a messenger RNA of Haliotis rubra (blacklip abalone), 5492 nucleotides long. RefSeq names its product low-density lipoprotein receptor-related protein 4-like. The transcript has 21 exons. The coding region runs from base 1 to 3534 and encodes 1177 amino acids. Lineage: Eukaryota; Metazoa; Mollusca; Gastropoda; Lepetellida; Haliotidae. The record is from RefSeq and is a predicted model, not a curated record.
AUGCACAUCCAUCACUCUAUAUUUCAUUUUGUAUGGAUAUUUUCGUCCAUUGCCGGAGUAUGUUCAAUACGUCACGGUCAGAACCUUAUCUGGGCUCAAGUCCCGUCUCUGAGGAAUUCCGUGUCUCGGUUGGUGGGGAUUGAAGGAGACCCUGACGAGUGGGUAGUUAGCGGUAAGGUGAAGAUCAGGCACAUCAGCGCCCCACAUCUUGGUUGGGAGUUUUCUGCUCUGGCUUUCGACUACACCACACAAACAUUGAUAUGGAGCGAGGCUAUGAACAAACGAAUACAGAGCCUCGUUCUGAACGGCAGUACCGACACCUCCGACGUCUUCACGGGAACGUCGCCAGAGGUGUACGGCAUGGCUGUGGAUUGGCAGUCCGGAAACCUAUACUGGACAGACGCCCUGUAUAACUGGAUAAUCAUGGCGCCCCUUCACGCAAGGAACAAGACCAGAACAUACAAGAUCAUCAUCCAGACGGGCCUGGAUUCUCCACAUGGCAUAGCCGUACACACAACAAGAGGACUACUCAUAUGGUCGGAUUUUGGCGAGCGUCCGCGGAUCGAGAUGUCUGACCUGCUGGGGGGUGACCGCCAUGUGUUGGUUGACCAGAGUCUGGAGCAUCCCCGGGCUAUCACUCUGGAUGGAGAUACCUUGUACUGGGUGGACAGCCAGAAGGACACGGUGGAGGCCGUCAACAUUGACGGCACUGAACGGCGGAUCGUCGUCGUACAUUCAGGGUCCAAUUUCUUCGGCAUAGCAGCCUAUGGGGACUAUCUGUUUGUAACCGAGCAGAGUAAAGGCCACCUUAAAAUCGUAGACAAGGACGACGGCCAAAAUAAAAUCAGCUACCGUCUUGGUUAUAUCCCUUACGACAUCAUCAUGUAUACCAACUACACAACAGGGUCAUCACACAGGUGCGACAUGCUGCAGUGUGAACAGUUCUGCGUGGACAUGCCCGACCCAGGCGCCAGAUGUAUUUGCGGGGAGGGAUUCAACAUCACCGACGAUGGUCGCUCUUGUGAAUUGACGGAGCAGUUCGUUCAGCCCUCGCAUAUCUACGCCGUGCACGACGCCAUCUGUCACUACCCCGCCAACGUGGCCGACAUGUCGCUCCUUAACGUCACUCUAGACAAACAGUGCUUCCUGGACAAACGCCAUGGCUACCUGGCCUUAGCUUUCGAUGCCAGGGAAAACUUUCUCUAUUACUCUGAAAACAACACGAAAACUAUCAGCAGGAUAAACCUUGAGGUUGGAGCUACAGCGGAGACGGUAGCUGGUGGAACUGGAGUUGUGGCAGGCCUCUGUCUGGACUGGGUGAGCGGCAACCUCUACUGGACCGACUCCAGCAGUCAACUGAUCAAGGUGGCCAGCAGACACGGUACCUUCCAGAGAGACCUGAUCACCACCAACCUCGACAACCCUCUCGGUAUCGCUGUACACCCGGGACGCGGGCGCCUGUACUUCACCGAUCCCGGAGAUACGCCCAAAGUUGAAACCGCCUACACUGACGGCAGUGACAGGAGGACCAUCCUCGACUACGACCUCGGCUCCCCAAACCAUCUGUACAUUGACUACACAAAUGACAUGAUGUAUUGGAGCGACUCAAUCAAGAACCAUGUGAGGAGGUACAAUCUCGAGACUGAGCAGUUGACUAUCGUGUUCAGACUGGACAACACCGGAUUCUACGGCAUCAGCAUCUUCCAGGACAUCAUCCUGUGGACCGACAGGAACGACAUGAACGGCAUCCACAUGGCCAGACUCGACAAGGAGGAGAAGAUCCGCGGCAUCCUACACCCCCAUUACGGCAUCGCUCAAGACCUUGUCACCUUCGACGUCAACAACCAACCCCUCUUUAACAGCAGUUGUCGGGAGGGUUCCAACCCGUGCAGCCAGCUUUGUCUGAGUGGAGCUGAAGACGCCACCUGGUGCACUUGCGGUCUGGGGUACCAACUAGCAGAGGAUGACGUCACCUGUAUCUCAAGUAUAGCAGGAAACAACUUCCUGUUGGUGACAGACGCCUACCAGAGACAGGUGUUCCAGGUGAGCUCCAGCAACGGGGUUGUCCAUGCUGUCCGCCACUCCACCAGGCACUCGCCCAUCGCUAUUGGCUUCGACCCCAUCAAGAUGCGCCUCUACUGGUCUGACAAUACAGUCCAUAUUAUCAAGGGUUCCAAUCUGGACGGAGACUUCGCUGAAAUCGUCGUUGGGAUGGAUGACGAGGCGGUAGUGGACGGCCUGGCAGUGGACCAUAUCAAUAAACUUCUAUACUUUACCGAUGCCGGACAUAACCUGAUCGGAGUUGUCUCCCUUACAAACUAUACGCACCACACGAUCCUGCUGACGGAAGAUGUUGACGAGCCGAGGGCAAUUGCUCUACUUCCUCUGGAGGGGAUAUUCUUCUGGACAGACUGGGGUGUAGAGCCCCGGAUUGAACGGGCAUCCAUGGAUGGAUCAGAUCGCUCCACGUUUGUCAGUCUGGACAAGAACUCUUGGCCGAAUGGUCUCGCAGUGGACAGUAAGAGUCGACGCUUGUUUUGGGUUGACGCACAGUUUAACACUGUGUCUAUGAUUUUCCUUAAUGGCACCGGACAACGCGUCAUGCUUAAAGAGGACGUGGCCCACUAUUUCGGAAUCACCAUCAUGGGGGACUACCUUUACCUGACAGACUGGAAGAAAACUUACAUAUCCCGGAUGCACAAGGAAGGAGGUGCUUUGGAGGAGUUUGGUACAGAUUCUUUCACCAAACUGUACGGCAUUUAUGGCUUUAACAGGACGGAGGUCGUCCUAGGCAACAGCGUGUGUGUCUUCAAAGAGUGCCAGCAGCUGUGUUUGCCCCGCCCACACAACAUGUUCACUUGUGCCUGCAUGGAAGGCUUCCGUCUCAAUGAUGAUAGAAGGACCUGUAUUCAAGAAACGACUCCAGCACCUGCAACAACACGGCUCGCCACCACACCGACAACAACUUCACCAAAUGCUGCUACAACUUCAACGACAGUUAAAGCUACGUCACCUUCCAUACAAACUACUUUGAUGUCUUCGCCAUCUUCCGUGACGUCAUUAUCAUCCUCCACCACAGUCAAGUCUCCAGUAACAAGUGUAAUACCAGCGGCGUCCCCGGGACUCUCUUCAUCAACGCCUAAGACUUUUACAUCACAGAACUCCAUCACAGGGGCACCUACGAGUAAACACCCCACUACGGAAUAUGAGGCCCAUGAACCGGCGGCUCCAGUGUCAACCACUCAGUCCAGGUUAUCCUCAGGAACGGUGGCCGCCGUUGUCAUCGUGGUCCUCCUGGCCUGCAUCAUAGCAGUGGUCGUUGCUGUCGUUAUAUAUCGCAAGCACCGCCAGUACAAGAUUCCUCACGGCAAGCUACUGGAAGACGACCCGCAGCGUGUCGACACCUUCUACCGCAUCACUUUCCCCGACAACAACAAAGACGAACCUGUCAUGAUAGAUAACGGCAUAGAGAACCCCGCCUACGACUGUGUCAGCGACGACGACGGCGACAAAGACGCUUACAACGUACACUGAAGACAUUGAAGUAACCUUACUGCGGUGUAUCAUUAAACAUUGUCACAUUCCAGUUCAUUCCAAGAAUGGUUUGAUAUGUUACCAUCUGUGUAUUUAUUGGCCAUCAUGUGGCAUUGCUUUACCUUUGUCAGCACUUGUUGACAAUAUCCAUCAUGGAAGCAACUGACAUUUGAAAAGCUAAUAAUGUUUUUGGUUAUAUCCCAGCUUGAGCAGUGUUUGGCUGCCAGUUAGAGACUGAUUAACUACCAUGUAUUUAUUGAAUACCACAAUAAUCGUCAUCAUCGUGUACAUAGGAUUUCCUUGAGGGUGGGACUCUGCCAUUUAACUUACGAAAUACAUUUUUUUUAACAAUUGUGUCACAUUAUGUUUCCCUUGAAGACAUAGUCGUCAUGCCAUGUUGCCAUGGUGACAACUCGGACAUUAAGUGGAUGCGACUGUGAAUAUCGGUAGUGCGGUAAUAUUACCAUACAGAGAUACCGAUCUCGUGACCUGCGGGGGGAGAGGAGCUUUGGUAGAGACAGGUAUAGUUAUUGAAAACUCUUCAGGAGAACGACAUUCUUCUCACAAUGGAGAGUAAAGAUCUCUCUUGCACCCACAACCCAUUUUGUAUAUUUGCAAAUUUCUUUUUCAAAACGUUUUCGGGAACGAAGGAUGCUUUCCAAAACAUCUCAGUACCGGUUUUUGUGUUGUCCAUUCCACCUGAGAGAAAAUCUAAGAGGCAAGAGUUAGUUUCUGUCUAAAUGGAAAGAUCAAAACAGUCGAACGUACAGUGAGACUUACAGAGUUUGAGGUAGUCGGGAGAAGCAAAAACAAGAUUCCCUACUCACAUCCACUACCUACUGGUGGGGAAAACAGGCUUCGUCCUUCUGGAACAUGUUCUCAUCAGAACUGAGUACCUGGCAAUGGCAAACUGUCAGGUGAGUGUAUAGCCUACCACUGCAAGCGUCACCAUAUUACAACACUUAGAUAUCACAUCUCAGGACAUGACAAGUCUGUGCUCCUGAGGCACAUCGACACUUUGUAGACCGGCCCUCUGUUGAAGAAGGGACAACAACGUCCCCUGGCCGUGUCUUGUAAGCACUUAGUUUGGUAGUGGUCAGUCGGACCGUAACGUCGCAUGUUACACAGUCUGUCUACCGAUGGGCUUAUUUACGGCACUGUAUAUAGUUGUACGUAUACAUGUGUAUGUUAUUUCAGUCUUUGAGUAUCAUGACAGUGAUGAUUGCCCAUAUAUAACGUUUACUGUGGCUCUGUUAUGUAUAAAAUCCUGUCUUUCUCUGAAUAACGGACACUCUGAAAUCCCCAGUAAGAUUGUACAAAUAUGUAACACUAUUCUUUAUGAAUGAAAGAACAAACACAUUUACCUCUGAGUCCUAAUCGGGUUGGUAUCAAGGAUUUUGGUUAUCAUGAUACUUUGUUCAUGAUUAGAGAUAUCACGACACUCUGAACAUGAUCAUUUAGAUAUCACGACGCAUUCAUGACCAAAACAGGUAGCACAUUCAAUGUUUUCUCAACUCCAUUUAUCAUUUCUCAAAUAUAUCAUACCGAAAUUGACGAUGUGCAUUGAAAACAGGAUUUGUUUAGGAGCGGCCAUCUUGGGGAACACAUGCAGAACGAAAUGGAUCUAUAUGGUGAUCUUCAUCCUGCAUGCAUGUUAAUGCAUUACAUAUACUGUGGACCUCUAAAUAUUAUAAUCUAAGUUAUUCUACAAUUCUAAGCCACAGAUUACCUUUCACAAACUGUUCCAGGAAUAAGUGAUCUUUAAAUAGGCAUAAUCAAACUUGACAACAGUUCAUUCUAUUUUUAAUUAAAUAAAAAAUCGGUUUACUUUCUUUUGCCCCUGAGGUUAGAUGUUUAGCAACACCCAAAAUGUAUAUAUAAGAUAUGUCAUUGCUUUUAUACACCAACAACAGCCAUUUGUUUGAUGUAACCGUUUGAAUAAAUGAUGAGCUAAACAA